AUUCAUCUUUGCAUCUCCUGUUUUGAAUCUGUGUCUUAGAUUGCCUCAUCCCCACUCAAUAAACACGUUAAGUUUUUGUGUAUCUCAGUGGCUGCCAGAACUUAGCACUUGCUUGUUGUAAGACAUAGUCUUUUUGAGCUUACUAUAACCUUCCAAUAUGUAUCAUAUCAGUGAAAAUAGUAAAGCAUAUGAGCCCAGUUUAUACACUGUCAAAGGCAUUGCCAUCCUAGACAAUGAUGGGGAAAGAAUACUCGCCAAGUACUAUGACAAAAAUAUUUUCCCUACAGCAAAGGAACAGAAAGCUUUCGAAAAGAAUCUGUUCAAUAAAACACACAGGGCAAAUGCAGAAAUCAUUAUGUUGGACGGUAUGACUUGCGUGUACAAGAGCAAUGUCGAUUUGUUCUUUUAUGUGAUGGGUAGCUCUCACGAAAAUGAGUUAUUAUUGAUGAGCGUCUUAAACUGUUUGUAUGAUUCUGUCAGUCACAUUCUUAGGAAGAAUGUAGAGAAAAAGGCUGUGCUUGAUAGUUUGGAUAUUGUCAUGUUGGCAGUUGAUGAAAUCUGUGAUGGAGGAGUUAUUCUUGAUGCUGAUGCUCAUCGUAUAGUCCACAGAGUUGCUCUAAGGAAUGAUGAUAUUCCUCUGGGUGAACAGACAGUCGCACAAGUUCUACAAUCAGCCAAAGAACAGCUGAAAUGGUCUUUAUUGAAAUAAAAUAUCUUGAUGUCAUAUGAAGUAUAAAAUCAAUGAAUUUCCUUAUAUUCUGUGCAUUUUUAGCAUACAGUAUUUUAUUGUAAAUGAAUUAUUAAGAAUAUAGAGUUAAUAUCUUUUUAUCAAAAGUAA
This is a messenger RNA of Trichogramma pretiosum, 838 nucleotides long. RefSeq names its product coatomer subunit zeta-1 (gene zetaCOP). Gene Ontology annotation, biological process: retrograde vesicle-mediated transport, Golgi to endoplasmic reticulum; intracellular protein transport; intra-Golgi vesicle-mediated transport. Gene Ontology annotation, cellular component: COPI vesicle coat. The coding region runs from base 158 to 709 and encodes 183 amino acids. The transcript has 5 exons. The record is from RefSeq and is a predicted model, not a curated record. Lineage: Eukaryota; Metazoa; Arthropoda; Insecta; Hymenoptera; Trichogrammatidae.